AUGGCUGUGGAGCUGGAGGUCAUGGGAAGUAAUUCAGGCCACGUGCUGGGUGUGUAUGACCGGGCCAUUCCAAACUUCGAGAUGUGGCGCGGAGCCUUCCUCGUGGGCGACAGCGUCUUCGCCUACAUCUUCAUUGUGGACGUGCUCGUCCGCGUCUCCGUGCUCCGGAGGAAGUUCUUCACUGUUUGUCGCUUUGGAGACGAGUUGGCGCCGGCCUUUUUCGCGGUCUCCGCGGCCUCCGUUCGACCAGCGGAGACGGAGGGAAAAGACGGGACGUUGGCAGUAGGGAGUUACACCAAAAUGGAAGAUAUCGACCAUGUAUGUUUUGGUCUUUCAUUGAUUUGGACUGGUCAACCAAUAUCCUCGCUUUUGCCACAUGUUGCCUUUUGCGACAUCGUCAUUUGCUUUGGUUACCAGCGAUUUGAAUGUGACCCCAAAUUCCACACGGAUACAUGUGGUGAUGCCCAUUCCGUGAUGCUAUUAUUGGACACAAGGGGGAAACUCACCAAGUUUGUUGGAAUUGUCGGAGGUCAUUGGAUCAUUGCUUCCAAAGACAGUGCGAGUUCAAAUGCUUGGGCUUACGUCAUGUGGAUGACAGAUGACGAUGUUUUUUCCAUGUGUUUCCCUUUGCAGGGGGCAGUGUUUGGUGAUGUUUCUCCUCGACAUCAAUGUGGCGGCUAGAGACACACGAGAGAACCGAACCAUAGCACAUUGUCCCACGAGCCAGAAGCAAGACAAAUCACCUCAGAUCCGCACAUUUCGAAGCAGUCUGACCUUAAUUUCAAUUCGGGUUGAGGAGAGGCUUGAGCUUUUCAGGUUUGAGCACCAGUCUGUGGGUUUUCAACCAGUCGUCAAGCAUUUGGGAGGAUGUA
This is a messenger RNA of Durusdinium trenchii, 872 nucleotides long. The record is from the annotation of a GenBank genome assembly. Lineage: Eukaryota; Dinophyceae; Suessiales; Symbiodiniaceae.